Molecule: messenger RNA, 3276 nt
Organism: Parastagonospora nodorum SN15
Lineage: Eukaryota; Fungi; Ascomycota; Dothideomycetes; Pleosporales; Phaeosphaeriaceae
Exons: 5
Coding region: 1-3276 (1091 amino acids)
Molecular function (GO): nucleic acid binding; ATP binding; RNA helicase activity
Source: RefSeq, a predicted model, not a curated record
AUGACCGCGCUUGACGGCAUCGAGGGCUUGUCGGAAUGCAUUGGACGCGCGAUACAAGAGCACCUUGCAAGGUCCAAUCUCAAUCUUGCGUGGCCUCAGAUUGAUAGUCUUGAUCGUCCCAUACUUCGGUUCGAGGCAUUCAUCGAAGAUGCUGGUGCCGUUAGUACGGUUGCGUCCCGAUCUGAAAAGAUCGCUUCGGUACUAACCCGCAAUGUUGCUACUCCCCACGCUGAGGCUCUGCAUGAUCGGGACGAUCAGGAAUCAGCUGAUGAUGACGAUGAUGAUUUGCAGGACGAUGCAGCAGCGCAGACUGCUUCGAGGAAGGGCACAGGCGGUCUUCGCGUGGCCAACAGCCAAUUGAUUCGAGAGGACCUUAGCGAGAAUCAGCGGCAGAUGCAAGUCGACUCGCGCACUUUCCCGAAGCGGAGGAAGGUAGCCUCAGAGAAGUUUGUUUUCCAGCCUUCUACUUUAGAUAAGUUGAUCAUCGGCAUCUGGGAGCAGUUCCAGGUAGCACCAAACAGCGUUUCGAGCGUAGUGCGUCAUGCGCCAAUGGAUGCCGCACCUGUCGCUCUCAGCGUCACGACUGAGCCUAGCGGCGGAUCUUUCAGUCAAAUGAAUGUAUUCUGCCGCAAAGUGACACAAGCCAGUCGCGUAUGUCGUUCCAUCGAAAUCAUCGUACAAGCUCGAUGGACAGAGCUGUUCGAGGAGCAAGUCCAGGCGAGAACUGCCGCUCAUCCAGAACUAUCCUCGACGAAGCACAGAAAAGGAGUCUUCAUGGAAGCUUGCCAAGACUUUGGUUGGUCAGAAAAAGAGCUCCGCAAUAAAAUGGCGAUCUGGCGAGGAUACAAAGACGUCAAAGAUGCAGCAGGCUGGGCGGCACUAGUGUUUGCCGGCAUGGGCAUUUACCGGUUCUGCAAAUAUCGCGUGGGUUUUGACAAAGAAGCUAUGCGUCGCCUGAAGAACUUGCGUAACCGACUGGAGGUAGCAGCAGACACACUGCAUCCCCACUGGCGGCAACUAUUGGCGAUCGUUGGCGAGCCGCAAGCGCUAAAGUACCCGGGACACCCUCACGAGUGGGUAGUCUACGAGGAUGGGUCGGACCCUGUACCACUUCGACAGACCUACAUCGAGCAUGAUCCGUUCUUCUCGUUUGAGCACAUCGAGGAAUCGGUCGUUGAUGGAUCUGUGUGGGGCUGCGAAGACCCUCGCUGGAUGCCACAAGAGAGCGCCAUCACAAGAGCUAGCGGAACCUACAUGUGCGCCCUUUGCAACGAGCAGCAGUCCGAUGAGCCGAAGUUGAAUGCCUGUUUCUGUUUCCCGUCGCUGUUUGGCUGCGUCAAACGUAAACCACCACCAGUUCAAAUCUACCGUACGGCAGAGGGUAAGAACAACGGUCUGAUAGCCCUGACAGCCUUUGAGAGAGGAACAGCAGUGGGGGAGCUGGUGGGUCUGAUAACCAAUGGAGUUCGACAUCUCGACGUUAUGGAGGGCUCAACGCCGCUGGCCAAGUAUCAGAUCUGGCAGGGCCGCGAGGGCAACUAUACCCGCUUUGCUAACCACAGCUGCAAAGCAAAUGCACAAACCUCGAACUUCACAUGGCUGGACACACAGCGUGUGAUUCUGGUCAGUAAAGGUAUCGAAGCUGGAUCCGAAAUAACAGUGGAUUAUGGCGACAAAUACUGGGCCGGCUUGGACAAGUCGUGCUUCCGCUACUUGGACACUCGUAAGAACAUCACCGCUGCAACAAACAUGGCCAACGACUACCCCAGCUCAGAUGAGGAGAUUAUGGAGGCACAGACGGGAUCAAGGAAGAGAAGGAAGACGUCGAGUGAUUCAGAGUCCGACACAGCACCCCGAGCACCUACAGCAACCUCAAUUUCUCGCGUCAAACCAGCCAAGGACCGGGCAGGACAUCAGGCUGCCUCGAGAGUAGCAGUAUCGAAAGCUAGUGUUCCCGAAGAAAAUGGCAAGGAGAAAGUCAGUUUUGCUUCCAUUGAUGUUGCGCCGUGGCUUGUGGCAUCGCUCGCCUCCAUGGAGAUCAAGCGACCCACCGGCAUUCAGAAGGCGUGUAUACCUGAAAUCCUCAAGGGACGCGACUGUAUAGGUGGUUCGAGAACGGGUACGGGUAAAACUGUCGCAUUCUCGGUUCCCAUUCUUCAAAAGUGGGCAGAGGAUCCGAGCGGAAUCUUUGGCUUGAUCAUCACUCCCACUCGCGAGCUGGCCAUACAAAUCUAUGAACAGGUCAAAGCCAUAUCAGCUCCACAAUCCAUGAAGCCCAUCCUCGUGACCGGUGGCUCCGAUCAACGCGAACAGGCCAUCGCUCUAGCAUCUCGUCCGCACGUUGUGAUCGCUACCCCAGGUCGUCUCGCAGAGCACAUCAAGACCUCUGGCGAAGACACCAUCUGCGGCCUCCGGCGCGUCCGCUUCGUCGUCUUCGACGAAGCCGACCGGCUCCUCGCCCCCGGGCGCGGCUCCAUGAUCCCAGACAUCGAAACCUGCCUCUCCGUACUCCCGCCCAAGGAACAACGCCAAACGCUCUUAUUCACCGCGACCGUCACCCCCGAAGUCCUGGCGCUGAAAUCGCAACCACGAGCACCUGGUCGUCUCCCCAUCUUCGUAUGCGAAGUCGACACCGAAACGCUCGCUACCCCCGCAUCGCUCAGCCAACUCUACCUGCAAACUCCCGUCACGCACAAGGAAUGCUACCUGCAUGUGCUCCUCCUCACGCCGCUCAAUCUGACCAAAUCGGUGAUUAUCUUCUGCAAUCGCACAAAGACGGCUACGCUGUUGGAGUACAUGCUGCGUAUGCUGGAUCACCGCGUCACGGCCCUGCAUUCCGGCCUCAAACAGCAAGACCGCAUAUCCAACCUCGCUCGUUUCCGUGCUCAAGCUGCGCGUAUCCUUGUCGCGACGGACGUCGCGGCCCGUGGUCUCGACAUUCCUGAAGUUGGGCUCGUCGUUAACUUCGACGUCCCGCGCGAUCCGGACGAUUACAUCCACCGGGUGGGACGUACGGCGCGUGCUGGUCGGCCUGGUAACUCGGUGACGUUCAUUGGCCAGCGUGACGUGGAGUUGGUGUUAGCGAUUGAAGAGAGGGUGGGUGGCAAGAUGAGCGAGUUUGAAGAGGAGGGGGUGAGUGUAGAGGGCAGGGUUGUUCGGGACGCGCUGAAGAUUGUAACGGAGAAGAAGCGCGAGGCGUUGUUGAAUAUUGAGGAGGGGAGGGAUGUUAAGGGAAAUAGGAUGGUGGGGAUGAAGAAGAGGAGGGUUGUGGAAUGA